GAUGGUUAGCAUCUUCCUUUGCCUUUGGGUGCUACUCCAGGUGCCUUUGACAGUGCAAAACGUUUCAUCGACAUUGUGUUUGUUGGGGAGAAAACUUACAAACAUACAGUACAGCUGUCACACUGCUAGUGAUCAAAGAUUUAUGUAAAUAUAAAAAGCUGAACACAUUCUGUACUGUAGAGGAGACACAGCAUGAGAUUGAGUGACAAUAGUCUACAGCCAACCAGGACGCAGAACACAAUGCGCUGUAAAAAAAAAACAAAAAAAAGAAAAAAAAGAAAAAGGAUGCAAAAUUGCCACAAAAAAAAAAUCUGCGAAAACAGCGAGGCAGUGAAAGGUGAAUAUAUAUACAUACAUAUGUAUCAAUGAUACAGCAGCAGCCUUGGCUGCUUGGAUGCAUUGCCCUGUCACACACUUCUGUACUGUUGAGAGAAUAAGACUAGUAGAAAGAAAGUCUAUGGGCACCCAAACAGACUCAGGAGUGCACAAAUAUCAGCCCUAAGGACUGACAAGAAGUCACUGCCAGUGGUGGGAAACAAACAUAAAGGCAGUAAAUGAGGGUUUUUCAAACCAUUAAUUUCUUUUAUUCUAAUACUUUUUGUAUACUGUAUGUCAGAAAAUGCACUUCAAAGCACUAACCUAAUGGAAAGUGUUGACUGCAACAAACAUAUAGCACAAAAACCAUAGAAAGUUUUAAAUAGUCAGGACAAGCAAAGGAAGCAGUGCUUGUAAAUUCUCCCUGCUUGCCCUGAUAUAAUAGUCACAGGAUGACACUUGUUUUAAACAUUUGCCUGAUGCUAGAAUAAAAGCCACUGAGCCUUUGAAAGAAAAAAAGGUUCAUUAUAAAGUAACCUUCUGAAUAGAGUAGGUGUAGUAUUAUUUCACCUCAGAGUCAUCUAACGCUACAUUUAAUUUUUUGUGUGUAAACAAAACACUGAAUCAUUAUUCAAUAUCAACAAAUGACACUAAACAGUUCUCUCAGCUCUCCAUGGCAUUUGAAGAUCUAUUAGUUUGUUGUUUUCAUUUUACAACUACAAACUUCACUUUGUUGCCUGAAGCAACUGGAGACCUUCCAGUAGUGAAAAGGCUCUGUAACACUCAGAACUAAUGAUAAAUAAUGGAAGCAUUUAAACAUAGUGAGCCAGGUCUCAGUGCAGACAAACACACCCACAGACAUGACUUCAAAUUGUUUGUUUGUCAAUUUAUUUAGAUCAUGGUAACAAUAUACAGAAGUUCAUUUAGCAAAGAAAAAAAGAAAAAAAAAAUGCUGAAAAGGAGCGGGAAGAAAAUUUCAAUAUUUCAGACUACAAGAAUAUUGAGUUUGUAUGAUCCUGAUAACCUGCAUUAUGGAUGAUGCGAACUGCUUUUUUUUAGAGUAAAAAGUGAAUAUAAUGCACUUUUAUAGUUAUUGCCUCAGACCUCUGCACAAUAGCUUAAGUAAGAUGAAAAACCAGUCAACAGUAGAGAUUAUGAAGCGAUGUCCAGUCUAACACUUGCUUUGUCUUGUUUAGUAUUGCAAUGCUUCGUGAUACUUUGUAAUGAACAUAUCUUAUGUGAGCUCUCUAGUUGAGGUUUCCUGUAUUAUAAACCCAAGAAAAGUAUUUUCACUGAAUCGUUCAAUAUGAACACCAUUUAUUUGAAUCCUUUCAUUUGUACUUAAACUGUUAUUUCCAAACAACACAUAACAUAUAGUUUUAUAUAUAUGGACACAGUAAUUACUUUUCUUUAAAUUACUUUCAAAAACAUUAAAGGAAUAUAUUAUAAUGAGUUAUAAUUGUGAGGCAUUUAUAAAUUGUAUCAUGAAACUGUCAUUAAGCCUAAUGGUGUCCAGUCGUAAUAUAGCAAAUCUUUCAGAGCACAUGCUCACUGAUCAUAAUCACUUCUAGUUGCACAUAUGGCCCUUCUUCUCCUUCUCUCUAUGUUGCUGCAUUAUCACCAUUAUUGUUGUCCUCAUAUUUAAUGAACUAGUUUGUACAUCAUUUGUCUGAUAGGCUUUUGUCAGGCAGGGCAAAUAUUUAAUAAUUAUUUUUAUUUUAUUUUAUAACAUUUACAUCAUAUAUUACAUACAUAUUAUUGAUAAUGCACUAUACUGGAAGGGGUCGAGGGUACUCUUAUGUAUUAUAAUACACUACAAUAAUGCACUUCUGCUGUACUCUUUCUUUUCUUCUUUCUCUCAUCUUUCUUUCCUAUUUUAUCUCUUCUGCAGACAUUACUUGGGUAAUUUAGAUCUGGAGCAGGUACAGGUGUGGGACAGUAGGCUGGAUUACUCAUCUCGUCCUCUCAAAUAAACUCAGCAUCAAAGUCACUAGUCCACUAGGGCCUUUUAGGGUUGGCGUGCAUUGUGUCAGCUAUCUCUUAUUGGGUCUGUGGGCAAAACUGCAUAAAUUGAUCUAAAUAACAGCAGUGAAAUCAUGGAAUAGAACAGAAUAAUCACUAAAGGUUUAAUUAUUAAACAGUGUAUGUCAGCCAAUACUGACCUACUGUCAAUUCUACAUUUUGAAGUUAUAAUCCACCAAGCAUUGCUGAAACCUGACUUCAUCACCAUCCUAUUGCGAAGGAGGGAUUUGUGUCUUCCAGUGAUCUAAGGGGGUAUGCUGGUUUGGUCCCUCAUGGAAAAUUGAUCCUGGAUAAGGAAGAAUGAGUCAGGUGACCCUAUGAAGAAAGGAAAGACGAGGAACCGCUUCACCCUGCCCAAGCAUGGUGGGCAGGACCCAGUCAAUGCUCAUUAAACAUAGAAAUGUGUGACUCGGAGGAACAGCCUGCACGAUCUGAACCCAGUGGUAUCCCAGUGUGAUUGGACUUCAGUGUCAACCACAGUCUGUCCCUAACAAACACCAACUUCAAGCAUAAAGGUGCACGUGGCACCAGGACACCCCACAGGUCACAGAUAAAUCAUUGAUUUUGUGAAUGCUUCCUGACUACGCCUGCAUUUGUUCGGGAGGAGUUUAGGAGAGGACCCCGCGACAUAUGGUGUCAGAAGUGGGAUGGCUAGUCGAGGCUGAGGACUGUUUCUCCUCCCACUGCUCAGCUGCCUUCAGAUUUUGCUGGUCAGGAAAGCCCAGCCCAAGCACCAGCUGGAGCAAGCACCACAGCAGCAACGGCCACACCAAGCACCGCAACCGCAAGCAGCCCCAGAAUGGUACUGCCCACUCCUGCACGCCAAAGAGGAUGCCGGGAUCGCCCAGAGGAGGUUCCCUCUCGUCCGUCACAAGUAGUGACCAACAGACUCGACCAGCCAGUCUCAGAGUGGAUGCGAUCUGCUGGGCCAAAAAUUCCACCCUAUCAGUUGGGGGAAGACAUUGAGAACUAUUUAUUGCGUUUUGAGCGAGUUGCCAAAACCUGGAGAUGGCCAGUGAGUGAAUGGGCCUGUCGUCUGGUUCCACUGCUAUCGGGGAAGGCGUUGGAGGCCUACACUGCAAUGGAUGAAGAAAGAGCCCAUCAUUAUGAAGAUUUAAAAGCUGCGUUGCUAACCAAAUUUGACAUUUCCCCUGAGACGUAUCGGCAGAAGUUCCGGUCCAAUACAGUUCCACCUGGGGAGAGCCCCACUGAGAACUAUUAUCACCUGAAGGGCCUCUAUCAGCACUGGAUUCGACCAGAGCAGCAUACUAAAGAAGAGAUGGGAGAAGCUAUCAUCUUGGAGCAGUUAAUCCGGGUACUUCCAGGGGAGGUGAGGACCUGGGUGAGGGAGCAUGAGCCAGCAGAUGGAUUGACCGCUGCUAAGCUGGUGUCACAGUACUUCAAUGCGCGUAAAGGAGCCCCACCUGCACGCUCAUCUGGGAUGCCACAGCGACCACCACUUCCAUCAUCGGGUCUUCUGAAGAGGGAGAGCAACCCAGAGCCACCAGAAAACCCCAGGGCAUCAAACUUACGAGCAGCGGGUAAGGACUUUCUUUGUUAUUAUUGCCAGCAUCCAGGUCAUAAAGCCUCGGUAUGCCCUAUCCGGAAGGCUAAAGUCACUGGUGCCUGCUAUGCACCCCGGCUGGAGAUGGAGCCCACAGGGGUCCAGCUAGUGGAUGUGCAACGCUAUAAAAAAGUAAAGGUCAAUGGUCAGCAGGCUACUGCUUUGCUGGACACUGGUAGUUUUAUGUCUUUGAUUAAGCAUAGUUUGGUACCAGUGAACAGUGUGGACUAUAGCAGACAGGAAGAAGUUUUAUGUGUGCAUGGUGAUAAACAUCCAUACCCAAAAGUGGAGGUAACAGUGACUAUUAAUGAACAGCCCUACCUGUUGUCAGUUGGGGUGGUACAGAACUUCCCUGUAGAGGUUAUUCUGGGGAUGGACUUGCCUGUACUCAUGGACUUGCUGCAAGAAAAAGAAGAACAGUGGAAAGAGACUGAUGUGGGGGAUAAGGGGAAUGCUAAAUUAAAUGUGUCUGGCCCAGUGGUCACUAGAGCCCAGGCGAAGGCUGGAUGCCAACCCUUGCCAGACUUUGACAGUAGUCUGUGUGAGGGUGGCACUAAUGGGCCAAGAAAAUCCCGUCGCCAACGCCGCUUUGAGAAGCAGCUAUGGUCAAAGGGGCCAGACACUAAAAGCAUAAAAUGGGAUGUACCAGAAAAUAUCACUUUGUUGCAAAGGGAGUAUGAAACGUUGAAAGUUUUGUUUGCUAAUGUGACUGAAGGGGGAACUGGAAAAUGGGGAGGGAAAGAGAAGUUCAUUGUUGACAAAAAUGUGUUGUAUGCAGUUGACGGUGACCACCAACGGCUUGUGAUACCUUCUAGUUGUAGACUCCUCAUUAUGCACCUAGCACAUACCCUUCCCUGGGCAGGUCAUCUGGGUCGCCAAAAAACCUAUAUGCGAGUUAGCUCACGUUUCUUUUGGUCGUCAAUGUACACAGACAUACAAAAAUAUUGCCGUACCUGCCCUACUUGCCAGAAAACUUGUCCAGCCCGCAAGUCUGACAGGGCCCUGCUACAGCCACUUCCUGUCAUCUCCACCCCCUUCCGUAGAAUAGCUAUGGACAUUGUGGGUCCUCUGGUAAAAAGUAGUCUGCGUCAUCAGUACAUGUUGGUGGUGUGUGAUUAUGCGACUCGUUUCCCAGAAGCUUUCCCUCUGCGUGCGGUCACGGCACCCAAUGUUCUGCGUGCACUGGUACAGCUGUUCUCCCGGGUGGGGAUACCAGAUGAGAUUUUGACAGACCAAGGGACUAACUUUACCUCUAGGUUGAUGCAGCUCUUCCACAACCAGCUAGGCAUCUCUGCCAUCAGGACGUCACCCUACCAUCCACAGACAGAUGGGUUGGUGGAGAGGUUCAACCAAACUUUGAAGAGGAUGCUGCAGAAGUUUGUGUCAGACACUGGGAAAGACUGGGACCAGUGGCUGCCCUUCCUGCUGUUUGCGUACAGAGAGGUUCCCCAGGCUUCCACUGGUUUCUCACCAUUCGAGCUACUCUAUGGUUGGGAUGUGCAGGGGCCAUUGGAUCUCCUCCGGAAGGGUUGGGAGUCUCCUGCUUCUGCUCCAAAUGAUAAAGGGGUGGUGCAAUUUGUGCUGGAAAUGAGAGAUCGGUUGGGAAGAUACCAUGAAGAUGCCGAGGUCAACCUGCGAGACGCUCAAAGAAGUCAGAAGACCAACAGGCCCGGCAACGUGAAUUUCAACCUGGUCAAAAGGUGUUGUUACUUCUCCCCUCAGCCAACAGUAAACUUCUGGCGAAAUGGCAAGGGCCAUACACAGUUCUUCGCAGAAUGGGGCCAGUGACCUAUGAGAUUCAUCAUCCUGAAAAGAAGAAACCAAAGCAGACUUACCAUGUGAAUCUCCUGAAAGAAUGGAAAGAGCGUGCCCACCAGGCCCCUGCAAAAGCUCUGAUGGCAAGAGAAGUGCCAAGAGAAGGGAAGACAGAACCCGAGCAGGGAUCCGAUCCAAUGUCUCCGGUGCUGACUCAUCUUACCCCACAGCAGGCUGCUGAGCUACUCCAAAUCCUUCGGGAGACUCCAUCUCUGUGUUCAGUUAACCCCGGCAGGACCACCCCUGUCGAACAUGUGAUACGCCUAAAGGAUGGACAUCCCAUCCGCCAACGUCCAUACCGGGUUCCACAGCACUUAGUGGAUAAACUGCGACAGGAGGUGGAGAAGAUGCUGGAGCUUGGGGUGAUAGAGCUGUCCUGCUCAGAGUGGUGUAGCCCGGUGGUCAUCAUCUUCAAGAAAGAUGGCUCACUACGCAUCUGCAUUGAUUUCCGGAAGCUUAAUUCCAUUUCAGAGUUUGAUGCCUACCCCAUGCCUUGAAUUGAGGAUUUGCUGGAGAAGAUCGGAGCGGCCAGGUACAUCACCACCCUGGAUCUGUGCAAAGGUUACUGGCAAGUGCCACUGGAGGAGUCUUCUCGACCGUACACUGCCUUCAGGACACCUGCCGGCCUGUUCCAGUUCACGGUGAUGCCAUUUGGGCUACAUGGGGCACCGACCACCUUCCAAAGGCUGAUGGACAAAUUACUACAGGGGUGUGACCCCUAUAGUGCUGCCUACCUGGAUGAUGUAGUGAUCUUCAGCAACACCUGGGAAGAGCAUCUGCAGCACUUGUCCGAAGUCCUGGGAAGAAUCCAUAAGGCAGGGUUGACCCUCAACCCCUCUAAAUGUGAGUGGGCACGGCAGGAGACCCGCUACCUUGGCUACCAAGUGGGCACAGGUGAGGUGCGCCUGCAGAUGGAUAAAGUGGAAGCUAUCCAGAACUGCCCUCGGCCUCGCACCAAAAAGGAAGUCUGGUCUUUCCUGGGGCUGGUUGGUACCGAAGAUUUGUGCCCCAGUUUGCAACUAUUGCGGCCCCUCUUACUGCUUUGACCAGCAAGGACCAACGGAAUCCUGUAACAUGGACAGCGGAAUGUGAACAAGCUUUCAAAAGGCUGAAAACCUGCCUGUGUACGACCCCAGUUCUCAGGAGCCCAGACUUCAGGAAGAAAUUUCUGGUCCAGGUGGAUGCCUCCACAAUUGGCCUGAGAGCAGUGCUGGCCCAAGGGGACCCUGGAGAAGAGCAUCCGGUCCUAUACCUAAGCCGCAAGCUGCUGCCACGAGAGACCAACUACUCAACUGUGGAGAAGGAGGCCUUGGCCAUUAAGUGGGCACUGGAGAAACUCAGGUAUUAUUUACUAGGAAGGGAGCUUGAGUUGGAAACUGACCACCAAGCUCUCACCUGGAUCCAUUCCAUGAAGGAGCAUAACAGCCGGCUGACACGCUGGUACCUUUCACUGCAGCCUUUCAGAUUCACCAUCCGUCACAGACCAGGCAAGCUCAAUGUAGUGGCAGAUUAUCUUUCCAGGUUGCCGCACAUCGCCAACCUCCGGGUGGAAGGGGAUGAUGUGAUGGAGUUACACUGUCCCGGGCCGCAGACAGCUGAUCUGGGCGCAUACACGCACCACCACCAUUAGUUUCUACAAUUACCGUGGCUGCGCGUCUUUUCGUCGACCGGGCAGAUAAAAAGGGGUGAGAGGUAUAUUUUGAGCGGCGCAGAGGGUGGCCAACAUAUUUUUCCCGCUUACCUUUAAUAAAGCCGGUCACGUAGACUCGCUGUGAUCACCGAUUAUACGAGUGGUUAUGCAAGCCGAUGGUAUGGUGUUCCGGGGUUCAAAUAGUGGGUUCACGUGCGCUUGAAAGGUCAAGUGAACUGCAUUAUUUUUGUUUGGUUUUUUUGUUAUUGUGAAACACUGUAGGCUGCCUGGAAUUGGCCAUAAAUGUCUGUAUAUACAUAUAAAUGUAUUGUAGGAAUACAGUUGGAAAUAAGCUGAGGGGAAAAAGAGUGUUUGGGAAAAGAAAUAAUAAAGAGAUGACUAUUAUGCCUAGUGGGAGGGGCAAUGGGGUAUAAAAGAAGGCUGUCAGGGCCUACCUGAGUAUUCUGUGAGAUGUGACAGAGAGGGUAACAUGCAGACUGUGUUUUGUAUAUAGAUGUUUGGUUUGUGUUGAAUUAAGUUAGUUUUCCAUUUUCUUUGUAAAUAAUCUUUUGUGCACCUGGGAGGCCGGCAGAAUAAACUAUCCACACUGAAUGCUUCCUGACUACACCUGCAUUUGUUCGGGAGGAGUUUAGGAGAGGACCCCGCGAUCAAAGGUUUUUGUAUGAAGCAUUAAAUAAAUUUCAGUAAGUGUGUUCAAUAAGUUUUCCCUGUAAAUUAGUACUACAUUAUUAUUACACAAAACUUACACAAAGCUUAUUAACAUCUAGGGUUUAAUUUCUUCACGUGUGUGGAUUGAAUAGGUUUUUACCAACAUCUGGCUAGAACUUCAUGUUAAUAGCACCUAGCAAAUCCAAGUGUUAUUUUCCCCCCUGUAUAGUAAAAUAAGAGCCAUAAAACAGGUUAUGAAAGCAAAAAGAGAGUGCAGUAAAUAUAUAUUUUUUAAACAGAUGAAAAAAAGACAAAGGAAGGUGGACUGUGGGGUAAGAAAGAUGAUUGAUGCCUUAUAAAUGAAAUGCUAUUCCCAGUAAUGGGAAAAAGGCCAUGCCAGAAAGCAGGUCACUUAAACUGCAAAAGAAGUACUUAAGCAGUGUUGCCUGGGGCACAGUGAGCUUGACAAAACUGUUAACAUUAACCUUACAAAAUCAAAACUGGAGGGAUGACACAGGGGAAGGAAAGGGAAGCCGGAAAGAAUAUAUCGGCUUUUGUCUGCAACCUGCAGCCUCACUCCUGAAACUGGGAUGGUAUCUAUACUGGCAAACACACUACUGCGGUGGGUGCACACACAAUAAAAAGCAUCCAUGCAAACAGAUAUCUUUCCAAAUGUGCACUAUUCUAUCUUUCCAUGCAUAUCACAUGUUUGUUUGUUCUAUCAAACUCUGUACCUAAAGUAUAAGCCAAAUUGAGUCUGACAUCUGCACAUUGUUUCUUAGAGCUUAGCUUGGUUGCACUUUUUAAUUAAUGUCUCGCUAUUCUGUUGAGUGCAAUAGUCUCAUCAGCCAUGAGUAAAAAGAAAAAAAAAGGAAAAUGCCUCUGAACCAGCAUUACAGAGCAGACUUUCCCUUUGAAAUACACACAAAGCCCCUGGCAGAAAUCAAUAGGAGGAGCAUAAAAUCCACUUGCAUUUAAUUAAGAUAACUAGCACAUUCUCGUUCAUAAUCUCUCUCUUUCCUCCUCCAUCUUUCUCUCACUCAAUUUCUCUUCCUGUGCUGCUGCUCGUGUCAGUCCCCUCUGGGGGGUGAGAAAUGUUGUUGGUAGGAAUCUGGAUUUAAUCGUUUCCCAGAUCGACACUAUGUUUUUCUUCCCCUGAAGCAUGUUUCAUUCACCCACCCCCAUAACCUCCUCUUUGAAAUGUUGUCUAGGUUGUGUUCUGCAGCGGAAAAAUGUUUGCUUUACGGCAAAUGGACUACUGGGACUGAAAUCUUAACGGGUUGCAAUCCACUGUGUUGGUCUGUGGGACGGUGUCAGUGUUCUGCUUCACUGUUUGCAGAUGUAUUCUGCAGCUAAAUAAAAAAACUGCAAAUGAAAGACAGACAAUUCCUGACUUUCAUACUCUACUCUUAAUAGUGUUAUUAGUACAAUACCAAGCUGUAAGUUAUAGACUGCUUUAGAAUUCUUAUGGCAGUGUCUUGUCUCAAAUACACUGAAACAAUUAGGUUAAAAUAUUAAAUUAAAGACUAAAAAAAACAUCUAAAUCUGCAUUUGUUUGCAUUAUUUCAAAUGGAGAAAACCAACGACAGCAUGUCAGCAUAAAUACCUCAUACGACUGUCAAUGGUGGAAGGAUAAUGUUUGGCUUUGUUUUGCAGCCACAGGCCCAGGCACGCUGCAGUCAUUGACUCCAUGAUCUCUUCUGCAUGCCAAAGUAUUUUAGAUUAAAAUGUAAGGCUAUCUAAACGCUAAACUGUGCCCCAAAUAGGGAAAUGCAACAGGACAAUAAUCCCAAGAACAUCAGCAAAUUUACAACAAAACAAGGAAAAACAAAAGUGUUGCAGUUUCACAAUGAUAAAAGUCCAGAUGUCAGCCGUACUGAAAUGCUCUGACAGGACAUGAAAAGAACUGCUCAUAAACAAAUGUCCACAAACCUCAAUGGAACGCUGAAGCAACACUGUAACGAUUAUAUGACCAAAACUGCACAACAAGAGAGCACUAAAGUUAAACUGUUGAAUCAUGGGGUGUACUUUCAUACGCGGCUUGUGCAUUUUGGCUUAGUUUUGCAGGUAAAUUGUGUGGGCUGGUACCAGAGAACCCAAAAAAAUUAAGAGUGUGGUUUGUCAGUGUUUGUGUUCUCUCUCUCUCUCUCUCAGUGUGUGUUUUGCCUCUAUUUUUGUUGCCACUGCUGUUUGCUGACACGUGACCUGUGCUAGUAAGGUACAUGGCACAGUAUGGCCCUGCAUGAACAGCUUGGCUGUGAGUAGCUCGCCAGUUUGAAUCACAUGGUAAGUCGUGUAGUUCCUAGAAAACGUAUUUUUCAUUGUAUGGUGCGUGUGAUUUUUCAAAAUGUGGUAACAUAUAAGAUCAUAGGGUAAUAAGAUGAGACGUGCGUUUUCAUUUCAGAUUUGGGAAAUUAUUUGUUACAUGAUUUAAAAAUUACAUCAAAAACAACAAACAUAUUACAAAUAGCAAAUAAGUAGAAUGGUACAUAAGAUCUCUGGGUCCUAGAGCCUGUCACAGCUGCUGCCAGUCUGUCAUAGAGAUAACAGACAACCAUUCACAUAUUUUGGUCAUUUUAAACCUUUGGGAAUAACCUGGAAAGAACCCACACAGACAAGGGGAGAACAUGGAACAUGUAAACAUCGUUCCCCGCCUUCCUCCAAAGAGGACCUGGGUUUGAACUCACCAGCCUGAUGGAAACUUUCUGUAUGAAGUUUGAAUAUUCUCCCUGUAUCCGCAUCAAUCCAGGUACAAACAAAACACCAAAGUAAGAGUGAAAAAAAAAUUGUAACAUGUACAUAAGUAUUCACAGCUUUUGCUCAAUACUUUGUCGAAGCCCCUUUGGCAGCAGUUACAGCGACAAGUAUUUUUUAGUAUAACACUAGACGAAGUUUCUUCUUUGCAGAAGCUCCAUCAGGUUGGAUGGAAAAUGUCAGUGCACAGCCAUUUUCAGAUCUCUUCAGAGAAGUUCCAUUGGGUUCAGGUCUGGGCUCUGACCACUCAAGGAUGUUCACAUGAUCCUGAAGUUAAUCAUUUGUUAUCUUCACCGUGUGCUUCGGGUCAUUGUCCUCUUGGAAGACAAACCUGUCGAAGGUCUAGAGCGCUCUGGAGCAGGUUUAGAUCAAAGAUGUCUCUGUACAUCACUGCAUUCAUUUUUCCAUCUGCUGUGAUCAGUCUCCCAAAAUGCUUCAAGAUCAAAAUUCAUUUAAAAACAAACAAAGAGGCUUUUUUCUAAAUUCAUAGUGAUGAGGGUUAUCGUGUUAUCUGCAGUAAUAAAUCGAUAAUCUAUAAUCCAAAUAUACGAGGGAUCAUAUUUUGGUUUCAGCAGAUGAAAAGCAGGUCUGAGGUGCUAUCAGUGUUACAGAAAAUCAGUACAAAAAUACAUCUUACAGUGCUGAAUUGGGAAAUGAAUACUGAUGUGGAUAAAAUAAAUAAAACUGGGACUAACACUGAUCCAAUACCAAGUAACUGAUAUAAGAUAUUAGCAAGCAGAAAUAUUGCUACUUUGUUGUUAUGAAUUUAACUAAGCCAAUAAAAUAACUGCUUUCCAGGGUGCACUAACAGCAUAUUUUACCCUGAUUCCUAGAUACACUGAUAGGCCUACUCAUCAUCUACCUGCUGUCAUUGAUGCAUCGAUAUUAUUGGCUAGUCUCAGAGUCUGGCACACUUACCAGAACUCAGUCAAGCACAGAAAACCCAAAUGUCCAAGCAUCCCCCACUCCCACUUCACUGUGUCCAUGACCUGAUCUAACAGCUUCACAGGAUUUUCAGAUUUAUUUUAGAGGCCAAUUUUGCUCAGUACUGGAUCAAUGUGUGAACCUGAAUAUUUGUAUUGAUGGGCUUUCUUCAAGAUGGCACCCGUGUUUGGUUGCCGCUGCUGGUGAAGUUUUUUAUUGCCGGCCAUCGCCAUUUGCAGUGUUAUGUUUUUCUUCUGUAUGCUGUUUGAAUUCAUGGUUGACGUACAUUACGGACUCAUUGGAGAGGUAAUGUGACAGCUGGAACAACUACAGCAAAGUCUUUCCUCCUUUCUGUGUUCGUCAGUGGAGUGCUUGAUACUGUACACACCACACAGAGUUAUUAUAGAGGGUAAACAGGCAGCAUUGGAGGCGAGCUUCUUGGCUGUGGGGAGACUCCCAGCGCCUGUGGUCAGUUCCUCUCCUGUCAUUUGGCAGGUACACUGCCCUGCUGUCUGUGGCCCUGGGUCCACGGGUCGAUGGCAGAAUGGUCAUCUGGGUCUGUUUUACUGGUAGCAGCGAUGUCCUCUCAUCAGUGAUCGUUUUAUCUGUUUUAGGAGUCCAUGCAGGUUCACAGAUGUGUACAGGUGUUGAAUUCCAGUGAGCUGUUGAAUGUCCCAAUCAACGGUCACCAAUCCAGUUUCCCCUGCUUAAUGUUUUCUAACUUACAUUAUUUAUUCUAAAU
Molecule: messenger RNA, 12435 nt
Organism: Oreochromis niloticus (Nile tilapia)
Lineage: Eukaryota; Metazoa; Chordata; Actinopteri; Cichliformes; Cichlidae
Exons: 1
Coding region: 3137-5689 (850 amino acids)
Biological process (GO): DNA integration
Molecular function (GO): nucleic acid binding
Source: RefSeq, a predicted model, not a curated record